ACAUCGGGUGAGAAAGUGGGCAAACUGAGUCUGGUGGACUUAGCGGGCAGCGAAAGGGCAACUAAGACUGGUGCUGCAGGUGACAGGCUGAAGGAAGGAAGCAACAUAAACAAGUCCCUUACAACUCUUGGGCUGGUUAUUUCUGCUCUAGCGGAUCAGGCUGCUGGCAAGAACAAGAACAAAUUUGUUCCAUAUCGUGAUUCUGUGCUCACUUGGUUACUUAAAGACAGCCUUGGUGGUAACAGCAAGACUGCUAUGGUGGCAACAGUCAGCCCAGCAGCAGAUAACUACGAUGAGACCCUUUCCACAUUGAGGUACGCAGACCGAGCCAAAAACAUAGUUAAUCAUGCUGUGGUGAAUGAAGAUCCCAAUGCCCGCAUCAUCCGAGAACUCCGAGAAGAAGUGGAGAAGCUCCGAGAACAGCUCACCAAAGCAGAGGCGAUGAAAUCACCAGAACUAAAAGAUCGGUUGGAGGAAUCUGAGAAAUUGAUCCAGGAAAUGACUGUCACCUGGGAAGAGAAAUUAAGAAAAACAGAGGAGAUAGCACAGGAGCGGCAGAAACAACUGGAAAGUCUUGGCAUAUCUCUUCAGUCUUCUGGAAUCAAAGUUGGGGAUAACAAGUGCUUCCUCGUUAAUUUGAAUGCAGAUCCUGCUCUCAAUGAACUUCUGGUCUACUACUUAAAGGAGCACACAUUAAUAGGGUCAGAUGACUCCCAAGAUAUCCAGUUAUGUGGAAUGGGAAUUCUUCCUGAACACUGUAUUAUAGAAAUAACAUCAGAAGGACAGGUUAUGCUAACACCUCAGAAAAAUACUAGAACAUUUGUAAAUGGUUCUGCUGUUGUGGGUCCUACACAGCUACACCAUGGAGACAGAAUACUGUGGGGAAACAACCACUUCUUCAGAUUGAGUUUGCCAAAAAAGAAAAAGAAAAUAGAGCAUGAGGAUGAAGAGCAAGACAAUUCUAUGGGGUGCAGCAACAGUGUCGAGCAGCUAGAUAUAGAUGGAGACAGUUCCAGUGAAGUGUCCAGUGAAAUGAACUUCAGCUAUGAAUAUGCCCAAAUGGAAGUUAUCAUGAAGGCGCUCAGUGGCAAUGACCCGAUGCAGUCAAUCUUGCAGAGCGUGGAACAGCAGUACGAAGAGGAGAAGCAAUCCGCACUGGAGCGGCAGAGAUUAAUGUAUGAGCACGAACUAGAGCAGCUGCGAAGGCGGCUGUCUCCAGAGAAACAACACUUCCGCAGCAUGGACAAGUUCUCCUCUCACUCGCCCAGUGCUCAGCAGCGCAUUCGCCAGUGGGCAGAAGAGAGAGAAGAAAUGUUGAACCACAGCCUGAGAAAGCUACGAGAGCAAAUUGUUAAAGCUAAUUUGUAUGUGAGAGAAGCCAGUUUCAUCUCAGAGGAAUUGGACAAGAGCACGGAGUAUAAGGUCACUCUGCAGAUCCCAGCUUCAAGCCUUAAUGCUAAUAGAAAGCGAGGUGCAGUUCUCAGUGAGCCUGCUAUUCAGGUGAGAAGGAAAGGGAAAGGCAAACAGAUCUGGUCACUGGAGAAAUUGGAAAACCGGCUGAUAGAUAUGAGGGAUCUUUAUCAAGAGUGGCAGGAUUGCGAGGAGGAUGACCCAUUAUCUAGGUCUUACUUCAAGCGAGCUGAUCCAUUCUAUGAUGAACAAGAAAACCAUAGUCUCAUCGGAGUGGCCAAUGUUUUUCUUGAGUCCCUGUUUUACGAUGUGAAGCUGCAAUAUGCUGUCCCAAUCAUCAAUCAGAAGGGAGAGGUGUCAGGCCGUCUUCAUGUUGAAGUGGUGCGAGUGAGUGGAGCGAUUGGGGAGAGAAUCGUAGGAGGUGAUGAUAGCACAGACUGUUCAAGAGAAAACGAUAUACAGGAGAACAAAUUAGUUUGCAUGAUUAAAAUACUUCAGGCUACCGGUUUGCCUCAGCAUCUUUCUAACUUUGUGUUCUGCAUAUACACUUUCUGGGAUCAACUGGAGCCAGUUACGGUUGCCCCUGAGGUGGACCCCUCUUUAUCCCCCACCAGCAAGGAGCCACAGUGCAUGGUUGUCUUCGAUCACUGCAAUGAGUUUUCUGUAAAUAUUUCUGAAGACUUCAUGGAGCAUCUUUACGAAGGGGCUUUGGCAAUUGAAGUGUAUGGGCACGAGCAAAGUGAUCCUCGCAAAAACUCAGCUGUGUGGGAUUUGGGAAUAAUUCAAGCCAAAACUCGAAGCCUUCGUGACAGGUGGAGUGAGGUAACCCGAAAAGUGGAGCUCUGGGUUCAGAUUCUGGAACUUAAUGAGAACGGGGAGUACAGUCCAGUUGAGGUGAUUCCUGCCAAGGACAUAAACACUGGUGGCAUCUUUCAGCUCAGACAGGGGCAGUCACGGCGAAUCCAGGCCGAAGUGAAGUCGGUGCAGGAAUCCGGGACCUUGCCUCUAAUGGAAGAAGCCCUACUAUCUGUUGGAGUUGGCUGUGUUCAAAUAAGACAUGUCAAGUCACAAAAAGUUCAUGAGACUCAUCAGGAAGGAGAGGAUGAUAUGGACAGUUACCAGGACAGGGAUUUGGAGAGACUGCGUCGGAAAUGGCUGAACGCAUUGACAAAACGUCAGGAAUACCUAGAUCAACAGCUGCAAAAACUCGACAGCAAACCUGAUAAAACAGAAGAUGAUACAGAUCGGGAGGCACAACUGUUAGAGAUGAGGCUUACCCUUACUGAAGAAAGGAAUGCUGUAAUGGUUCCUUCUGCUGGCAGUGGGAUCCCUGGAGCUCCAGCAGAGUGGACUCCAGUGCCUGGUAUGGAAACCCAUAUUCCAGUUGUUUUCCUUGAUUUAAAUGCGGAUGACUUUAGCUCUCAAGAUAACCUUGAUGACCCAGAACCUGGUGGAUGGGAUGCUACUCUCACUGGGGAAGAGGAAGAGGAAUUCUUUGAAUUGCAGAUUGUGAAACACCAUGAGAGUGAGGUAAGCAAAAGCACAGCCCAGAAUACUUAA
Messenger RNA from Chelonoidis abingdonii (Abingdon island giant tortoise), 2970 nucleotides. The record is from RefSeq and is a predicted model, not a curated record. Lineage: Eukaryota; Metazoa; Chordata; Testudines; Testudinidae.